Arxiozyma heterogenica is the source of this 771-nucleotide messenger RNA. RefSeq names its product guanine nucleotide exchange factor SDO1 (gene SDO1). Lineage: Eukaryota; Fungi; Ascomycota; Saccharomycetes; Saccharomycetales; Saccharomycetaceae. Bases 1 to 771 code for a protein of 256 amino acids. The transcript has a single exon. Gene Ontology annotation, biological process: cytosolic ribosome assembly; ribosome biogenesis. The record is from RefSeq and is a predicted model, not a curated record.
AUGCCUAUUCAGCAACCAUCAGGUCAAAUUAAAUUGACUAAUGUGUCUAUGGUCAGAUUGAAAAAGGAACGAAAAAGAUUUGAAAUAGCAUGUUAUCAAAAUAAAGUCCAAGACUACCGAAAGGGCAUUGAAAAGGAUUUGGAUGAAGUAUUACAGAUCCAUCAAGUGUUUAUUAAUGUAAGUAAGGGACUUGUUGCGUCUAAAGAAGACUUAAUAAAAUGUUUUGGUUCGAAUAAUGUUGAUGAUAUUAUUAAAGAAAUCUUGAUGAAAGGUGAAAUUCAAUUAUCUGAAAAGGAAAGACAACUGAUGUUAAAUAAGAUUAAUAAUGAAAUGUUAACAAUAAUUAGUGCGAAAUGUAUUAAUCCAAAAUCAAAGAAAAGAUAUCCUCCUACAAUGAUUCAUAAAGCUUUAGUGGAAUUGAAGUUUAGUCCAGUUCUAAAUAAACCUGCAAAGAUCCAAGCGUUGGAAGCCAUAAAACUUUUAUGUGCUAAACAAAUUAUUCCUAUCGUUAGAGCUAAAAUGAAAGUUAAAGUCAUCUUAAGUAAUAAUGCUAAUGAUAAUAGUAGUGAUGAUGACUUAAUCGAAAAAUUGACUAGAUUAAUUGCAAGUGAUAAUGGUACAGCUACUAAAUCUGCUUCCGUAACGGCAUCCUGGGAACGUGUUGGACUAAUUGACCCAAUAUCUUAUAGAGAUUUGGUAGCAUUAGUCAAAGAUCGUGGAACACUGCAGGUGUUAGAUAUGGCUGUUAUUGAUGAAGGAGGUAAAAAUUAG